This is a messenger RNA of Spodoptera frugiperda (fall armyworm), 1434 nucleotides long. RefSeq lists its product as uncharacterized. NCBI's taxonomy places the organism in Eukaryota, Metazoa, Arthropoda, Insecta, Lepidoptera, Noctuidae. The record is from RefSeq and is a predicted model, not a curated record. The transcript is spliced from 9 exons. Gene Ontology annotation, biological process: proteolysis. Gene Ontology annotation, molecular function: serine-type endopeptidase activity. Bases 384 to 1373 code for a protein of 329 amino acids.
UAGGAAAUGUUUGUGAGCCGUAAAACAUUGAGAGGAUUUCAUUAUUUUACAUGGAUUUUCUCCAACUUUAUAAUUGAUCAUGUUUUCUGUUUUUGUAGUUUUUGUAUUUCUCUCUUUCAUAGUACAAUGUGAGUUACUAUGUAAUUUUGAUUAGGUCUACUAACUGUGAACGCAGAAUUUUUAACGGCACCAGAGCACUUGGUGAACCAAAAUUUUUGGUAUAUUUUAUAAAAGCGCCGCAUUCACCAAAGAACUAUGUGGGAUGGAUAUGUGGCGGUGCCAUAAUUCAUCCAUUAUACGUACUAACGUCAGCUGCAUGUAUCAAUGAUGUGAGACAUGUAUUCGCCAUCGCUGGCUAUAAUAAGUAUGUAAAAACUGAAGAUAUGGACAAAGAUGAAUGCACCAAACGUACAAAGAAGAGAGUUGUCGCCAGGGCUUACCAAAAAGAUAUAAAUAAAACACCGAGUCAAAAACAUUGGAAUUCAAGAGACAUAAGCUUAGCGAAAGUGGAGUCACCGUAUAACUUCAGGGACCCUGUCUACACACGUUAUUGUUCGUACAUGCCCGCGUCAAUCAAAGUUAAUUUCAACCGAGACUUCGAAAUGCCAGGCACUGAAGUCAUCACCUAUGGGUGGGGACAUAAAAAUUACUUUCGACAGCGAGCAGAUCUCAAUGAUCAUAACGCAAGAUUCGCAAACUAUGCAUCAACGGUGGUGAUUGACAAGGAAUUAUGCAAGAAGAUGCUAGUUGGACAUUCCGAUUUACAACUAAACGUUGAAUAUUUCCUCAUCUGUACUGCUGGAGAGGGCAGUUUGGAUGAAAGUGGAAAGAUGAGUCAAGGUCCAGCUACUCCAAGGGCUUUCAAUGGCAGCACUCCUGGAAUAUAUCAGAGUGUAUGGUCACGUGAUAAUUUGAAUAAUCGUAAAACUAACCACACAGACUUCACCGACAUGAGAAGGCAUGGGCCGUGCCAGAACGAUCACGGCGGUCCCCUCGUCACUUGGAUUGGGGGUCGAGAGUACAUCAUAGGCGUCGCUACUGGCUUCCAAGUCAAUAAACAUAUGCAAUGCGUUGCUCCAUAUCUCUAUACAAGUACAUUUAGCAACGGGGAAUUUAUAUACUGCGUGUUAAGAAACACCCGACGUUCAUCACAAUGCGAUAUCCAAUCAGAGCAAAAAGGCUAUGAGAUUGUUGAAGAAGACAUUAGUUGGAACAUUACGAGUAACAUUGCCAGAAGUGCCCAUUUAGAAGAUAUGACCCCUGUGGUGGACAACACUAACGUUAAGAAAAAAACUAACAUCUCGGAACCUUGGAAAAACGACAACUACUUUUUGAACUUACGAGCUAGGAACCAUACAGAUGACAAAACAUAAGAAAUCCUUUGGUAAUAAUAUUUAAAACGAUUUUUCAACGACAUGAAAAUGUGUAAAUUUC